AUGUUUGCGAAGGGAAACCCAUUCACAAUCAAAAGAAACAACGAGUCUGUUUUGAUACCACGACAGAAGACAUGUGCCGUGGUUGGUAACAGUGGAAUUCUCUUGAAUAGCAGUUGUGGUAGAGAAAUCGACUCCAAUGACUUUGUUAUCCGCUGUAACCUUCCGGACAUUGAGAAGUUUAGUCAUGAUGUUGGGAAGAAAACGAAUAUAGUUAUUCUUGACAAAACCAGAGUUUACGAUAUAUUCAGUUAUGCGAAGAAACACAGUGAAACUCCUAAUCUCUUAGACAACUUUAUUUUCCUAAAUAACACUGUACUUUGGUCAAUCGGUUCAAACAAAUCUAUUCGAACCAGACGUCUAGUUUAUUCAACGAAAUAUCUCAAAGAACAAUUUGACCUGACUUUCAAUGUGACUUACUCCAGUUCGUUAAGACACUGUUUUAGGUUACUGAAAAUCAAAAGUAUGGUAACCGCGGGGAUGCAUGCCGUGUGUGCUACAUUGUAUCUUUGUGACAAAGUCAGCAUUUAUGGAUUCUAUCCGUUUCCCACUCGACCAGAUGGCAGUGUUAUCCCCUAUCACUAUUAUGACGAACUGACAUUUCCAAAUAAAACACGACAUAAUUACAGUAAAGAGCAGUUAGUGCUACAAUCAUUGGGUAAAGAUGGACUUUUACAUUUUGUAUCUGACAGAUGCAAUCCAUGA
This is a messenger RNA of Saccoglossus kowalevskii, 702 nucleotides long. Its product is annotated as CMP-N-acetylneuraminate-poly-alpha-2,8-sialyltransferase-like. The record is from RefSeq and is a predicted model, not a curated record. Gene Ontology annotation, biological process: oligosaccharide metabolic process; N-glycan processing. Lineage: Eukaryota; Metazoa; Hemichordata; Enteropneusta; Harrimaniidae. Gene Ontology annotation, molecular function: alpha-N-acetylneuraminate alpha-2,8-sialyltransferase activity.